AUGCGUGAUCAUACUCGUUUCGCUGGCUUGCACUUCUUCAAUCCCGUACCCGUGAUGAAAUUGGUGGAAGUGGUCAGCACACCGGAGACUUCGAACGAAACUCACCAGAAGCUUGUCGAUUUCUGCAAAUCAUUGGGGAAGCAACCUGUCUCAUGCAAGGACACACCAGGUUUCAUCGUGAAUCGUCUUCUGGUUCCUUAUUUGCUCGACAGCAUUCGGAUGCUGGAACGAGGAGACGCCACCAAAGAGGACAUCGACGCCGCGCUCCGUUAUGGCACGUCUUGUCCAAUGGGUCCGUUGACAUUAUGCGACUAUGUUGGCCUUGAUACGCUCUCCAACGUGAUGACAGUGUGGCGAGAAUCAAUGCCGGAUGAUACACGUUUCGCUCCAAUUCCUCUUCUGGAUCGACUCGUCCACGAAGGAAAACUCGGCCGAAAGACCAGAGAGGGUUUUUAUAAAUAUUGA
Molecule: messenger RNA, 465 nt
Organism: Ostertagia ostertagi
Lineage: Eukaryota; Metazoa; Nematoda; Chromadorea; Rhabditida; Trichostrongylidae
Source: the annotation of a GenBank genome assembly